Molecule: messenger RNA, 6454 nt
Organism: Petromyzon marinus (sea lamprey)
Lineage: Eukaryota; Metazoa; Chordata; Hyperoartia; Petromyzontiformes; Petromyzontidae
Product: RELT-like protein 1
Biological process (GO): positive regulation of p38MAPK cascade
Cellular component (GO): plasma membrane
Source: RefSeq, a predicted model, not a curated record
GCGCUCGCCAACAGCACUUGCCCCGGCAGUCUGCUGAAGCUACACGGGGGAUCUUUGUGUGUGUGUGUUGGGGUGGGGUUGGAGUGUUCACGUGUCGACUCAAUGUUCCCCGUGCAGUUCACAUUCCGUCCAGUUUCGGCACGGGCUUCACAAUCACUCAGAGCACACACACCACGCACCAUACAUACGACGUCCUCCCUUCCUCUAUGUUACAACAUCGGUGUGCUGCUGUGCUGUCGCCGCUACUGCUGCUUCUGCUGCCAUCCAACAACCUUCUUUUAACCCUGUACACAACACCAUGGUGCUCACCAAUGUCAUAAGCUGCCGUCUUGUGAGCCACCAGUGACGGCGGGGGGUGGCUGCUUCUGAGCGAGGUUCGCCGCUCCGUGCGGCGGGAGACGGCACUUUCAGCGGAAAUCGGAGCGAUAUUAUGACCGUAGCGGCCUCGGCUACGGAUGAGGCCACUUUCAAGGCCAACGUUAUGGCAUUGAAUGGCACGGACCCGAGCGAGGAUGCCCCGGCAGGCACGGGCGGCAGCUACGGCGCCGUCUUCCUCGUGCCGGCGUUCAUCCUCGUGGGGUUGCUCGGCAUCCUCGUGUGCCACAUCCUCAAGAAGAAGGGGUACCGCUGCACGUCCACGCCUGAGCCAGGGACCUCGCACGAGGACCUCAAGGAUGCCGAAAACGGACACACGUGCGUAAAGGGAGGCUUCGAGGGCCACGAGGACACGGUGGGAGCCAUCGCGAGACUCAUCACGGAGAACCCCGCCAAUGCCGAGGCCCUCAAGGAGAUGCAAGCUGAGCAGUGUGAACCGGACGUGAGCCUUGAGAGCCCCACGUCUCCGGACCAGACGGUGUUGAGCCUGGACGACUCGCACGCCAUGCACAAGCACAGCCACACGAUCCACGGGGUCUCAUCCAACUCAGGCUGCGCUCGCUGCACCAAGGAGUGGCAGGAGGCAGCCGGCAAGGCGCGCAGCCAGAGCCGUAACAAAGGCGGCGCACGGCCGCUCCGGCCUGGAGAGAAGACGGUGCUGGCCGUGGGAAGGUUCCGCGUAAUGAAAAUCCCGGAGCGGGACCGAAAGCAAGGGAUGUCGGAUCAGCGAGCCAGCGUCAUGGACGGCAGCACGGCGGAAGUGGAGGCUAAGCCCCUGUCACCAACGCGCAUCAAGUGGAAGAAGUCGUGGUCGCCAAGCAAAGACGACUCGAUAUCUGACUCAAAGGCCUGAACGGACGUAUACGAACUAUAAUACUCAAUUCUCCUCGUCUACGACUAAUAACUACAAUAAUAUUGAUCACAGUAAUAAGCAAAAUGCACGCUCUGUAUUAUUUUACAAUGGCUAUUUUGUCAAUUUCCUGAGCAGCGUGGUUCUCAGUUGUGAAAGAACACGUUCAAAUUCCAGCCAGGGUCAACCCAGCUCCAUCACUAAUGUCGUCAUCAUCAUCAUCAUUACGACCACCGUCAUCAUCAACGUCCUUGUUAUUGCCUCUCCAUGGUUGUUAGAAAAAAACCUCCACCUAAUGAGACUGCACCACUUGUUGUGAAGUCAACCCGUGGCCAUCCUGUGGAAAGACUGGUCCCUGUCAAUGAAACGUGGAAUUUCCACCACCACCACUGGCUCAAGACCGCCAGCCAUCGUGGAUAAGGAACUACCCCCCAUACACGGGAAUUAUUUGAUGGGCUGGCAUCACCACAACAAAGUGGCUGUAUUGUUGUAGUCGCAUUAUAAUUAUUACUUGUCUUGACUUGUUGAUAUGAAAAGCAGAUUGAAGAUUAUGCAAAUUUUGUUUGGUUGUAAAGGAGGAGAAAGAUCCAGAAAAUGGUGGCCAAAUGCUCAUGAUUUAUACUCAUGACCAUAACAUUUUCACCCCAUUGUCUUUCCCCGCCCCCGCUCCCCCCCACAAUUUUAUAGCUAUUCUAUCGGAGUUACGUCUUGAGACGAAUAAUCAAUUUGGAUUUCUCUCAGAGCAGUGCAGACCUUCCUGUUAAGAGGAUCGCCCACCUCAAGCAGAUACGAAAGAACUACCUCUUAAAUCCAUUGAAGUGACCUAUGAUCUACAAAUUAGGGGGGUUGCACUUUUCCCACCCACCCUUGCCACAAGAGAGUAAUUCUCGUCGCAUGAUAGUGAAAUCGAUCAAAUUAAAUGCAAGGCCAAAUUAUUUCGCGUGACAAUUUGUUGUUGUGCACUCAUUAGUGGACUGGGCUGAGAAACAUUGAUAAAUUUACACUUGAGAAACCCAGUUUAUUCAAAGGCCUGGAUUCGAACCUAAGCAUUUUACUGCACCCUGCACCGGGGCUCUGGCCUCUUGAGUCACCUCCUCUGCCACCUGAUUGCCUUUCACACACGGCAGAAACAGGAGGGCCGUCAUAGCCGUAGAAACUUUCUAGAGGAUGAGUUGAGCGUGAGUGGGCCACGUCCCUGACGUGUCGUCGUUAGCGUUCGGCUCGUUCUGCCACUUUAUUCCGUAAAAUUCCACGCAGUUACGCCAUUGCUUUGUGUUGCUCGUUUUAAGCCUAGUCAGGUGCCAAAUUCCCUUGACCAGCAUUGUACAGCUCUGUAUCAUAUAGAGUUUUGUUUUGCUUUAAUAUGCAGCUUUGAAUUCGUAUUCUGUAGAUUUACAACUCACACACUGUAUAGUGCUCAUUUUAAAAGUGGUAAGUUGACAUGACACCGUGUUUGUUUGAAAUAACCUUUUGUUAAGUACAUGAAUUAGUUUUUCUUUUUAGCCUUCUUAGUGUCAAUACUUAAGAGCAAAAAAAAUAUUUCCUAAGAAAACGGAGAGAAAAUCCAAAUAACUUUGUGUUGAUGCAAAAUUGUUUAAAUAUAGUAAUCAUAUACAUUUAUGUAUGAAUUUAGUUUUUUUCCCUUCUGUAUAAUCUAUUUGCUCGUACAGGGCUGCUUGCUGUCAUUACACGUGAAUGGCUGUGGGAUCCUACAUUCCCUUGUGGGUCUUACUCCUUAGACCGUAUAGAGUGACAUUUUAUUGAGUUGUAUAAGCGGCCUCAAUGCUUUGUUCUCGAGCUCUGUAAGUGAGAUCAACCAUGUCAACAUCCACACCUAAAUCGCAUCUGUAGUCUCCUGUUUUCUGGCAGUGGUGAUAUGUCUGGUUAAGAUUCGUAGUUGCAGUCUUGAACAUGUUAACGAAAAUCGUGACGCAAAGCGAAAAUGUGGUUCUUACCUCUGUAGAAAUCGUGUUACACUCUACCAUUCAGCAGAAUUAUUUUGAUAUAUUUAUUGCAUGAGGAUAAUGUCAUUCGGCAAAAACAAAUCACCACUCGAACUUUCGUGCACAUGAUUAUAUGAAAAUAGAUGUAUGGCAAUAAACAAAGGCAUUGUCUUGUAAUUGUAUUAAGAGCUUACGAAGCACAAUAUUAAAAACAAAAUUAUUAUCUAUAAAAUGACACAAUUUUCAUUCAAAAGUCACAAUGUGGCGUAUAGGGUAUGGAGUUUCUAAAGCCAAUGUUUUUUUUUGUUAUAAUGAACUUGAUGGGGAAUUGAUUAUAAUUUAUGUUGUACUUGUAAUGAAACCAUCCAUGUGAUGACAUCGCACUGUGUUUUAUUGAUGCUGUCCUGAAAUAUGCACUGGCAUCGUUCUUAACCCUGUUACUAUGACGUUCCUACUGGAUUGCCUGUCGCUUAGGGUCAAAUCAAGGCGUUUCCACGUACGUUGGAUUCUUGGCUGCAAUUUUUUACAAGGUGGACCAGACAGAUUGAAGCCCAUCAAUUACAAUCGAAUGCUAGUCCUCGCAAACUGAAUUUCCACCUUCACGUUAUAACGGAUUUAUUUUCGAUGAAACGGCUAACGUACCAUUGGCUUCAGACCAUUUAUUUUUUUCACAACGCUGGUAGUUGCUUCUGGUUCGGUGUAUUUUCGUCGCUGAAAUUACAGCACCAUAUAAAUUCCAGGCCUUGCGCCACCGCUGUUUUGAGUGUUUUGGCCAUAGGAGCCGAAAUUACGGAGACAAUAUUGAAACCAAACCCAUUUAGAUGAAUCCCGCUUCAUACCGUCGCAAUUAAGCUCACGCGUUAAGUCAUGCUUAACACAGUGCUGCAGCUUUUGGGUGUUAAAAUCUCAGUUGCGUCGGUGUGGGUGCAAGAAUUCUCCAUGCCGAGGGAGUCGCCCUAGGCACAGGACUGUGGCAGUCACUGCUGGUGAAAAGGGCCUCAACUGCAGGACACUCUCGAGAGCUCCUCUUGAGGGUACCUUGGGCCACUCUUUCGCGCUGGCCAAUACAUCCACAGCCAGCUGAUCGAAUAACUGUAGGAGUGUGCCCCCCAUUCAUACUGCCGGGUGUACAGAGGCGGGCGGAUUUAAAAAAAAAACUGCCCAUAGGUUCAUCAUGCCAUGAUUAACAAGGCCACAAAUGGCAGUGCUGCAAUGUUCUGUAUCAAUCAACUUUCUGACGUUUCCUUCCGCAGUAAAUACUUAACCUCUUCUCUUAUAUUGACAAACAUACUUACCAUUUAGGUGUGUAUAUACAUUUGCCCGUCAUGGAUUAAACACUUUACAUGUGUGUGUUGGAGCAAGACUGUUGUGUGUUUGUGGGGUUUAUCGAGUUAUAUAUAUGUUUUUGCACCAUGUUGAGUCAGGGUGCAACGAAUCAUCGCCCUACCUUCGCAACUCGAGAUUCGAUUCAAUAAUACAUUUUUUUAUCCAAUGCGUUGAAUGUAGCGGCCUUUUAGUGACUGCAAGGGGUCACGUCAUCAAAUUCAUUCUGGACACUUUCUCAAAAACAGCGAUUCUAGACGGGUCGUUGCAUGCAUCGUUGAGUCUACGAUUCGAUAAUAAUCGAUGAAAUUGACACAAAGUUGCACACCCGUAACGCUUAAAGAAGAAAUCAUUGGAUACGUCGCUCAAUAUACUGCAUCGCACACUACAGCAUCGUAUCUUCACAGCCUCCAACGUUGAAUGUGGAAUAUCUUUGACGAGUGGCUGUGAUGCGUGUUAACCUAAAUGCACUACCGUAAUUUCUUUCCUACUUUGUCCAUUGACUUGGCGGUAAUCACUCGUGCAGCCACGUCCAUUUCCACCAAUUGUCACCUGUACCCGCUCCCUCUUUUUCAGCUGGCUGUCAUUUUAGAUUUUUUUUUUACAAUUGUAUAUUUUCUGCAGUGUAAUACUUUAAUUGAACGUUACCCUGUUUGGAUGAUGGCGGGAUGAUUGGUUUAUAAUUAUUGUGCUUCCAUUUCGACGUGUAUAGUGUACUGCUUCACAGGUACCCCUCGAUUUACGAAAGGAUGCGUUCUUUAAAAAAAACGUAAAUUUCGUAAAUACAAAAGUUUUUUCCCAUUAAUUGAAUACGAAAAUUUAAGAAUGGGUUUCGGAUAGUCGCUCUAAUUCUGCUCCUAAUAUAAAAACUAUACACAUCACUUUUCACAAUACUAAAAUUAUAAUAUGAAUACGAUUGAACAAUAAUUAAUUUAAAACUAAAAUACUUCACUUUUUCAGGGCACUCGCUAAAAGAUCUGCAUGUUGGAAUGACUGUCACAUUGCGUUAACGCAAAAUUUCGUAAACCGAACCGUUUGUAAUUCGAGGGAUACCUGCCCUAUAUAUUGGUGCCAUGAGGCUGGGCAAUAAGAAGCACAGCUUCUGUGGGAGGAUGGGGGUUACAUUUUCUCAACAGUUCUCUGGCACCGAGUUCACUUAAAAAAAAGACAACUCAAUUAAAACUCACUUCUCCGUACAACCCAAUGGGCUUGAAGGCAUUUUUACAUUGGGCACACGCGACUGCUUCUCCAAUUGCAUACGACAGAUAGAUGGCUUGCUUUUGCCAACUCAGCAUAUGGAUUUAUUUUUAGGUAGUUGAGCAGUGUGUUUGUUGCGCGUGUGCUGAAUUGUCAACUUUGUCAGACACCGCCGAAUGCACACCGAGCACAAAUAAGUCUGGGACAUCACACGGAAGAGUCCUUGGAAGGCGUUAACGAUUUUAUUGCACAGGGUGCGAGCGUACAUUUUGGGACCAGUUGACUUGGUCCGAUUGAUACACGAGUGUCGUUUUAUAAAGAAUGCCAAGAGUCGUGAUUAUUUCAUUGCUCUGAUGUCUAUAUUAUACGGUAUUUUUUUUAAAGUAAACUGGUUACAAUUUUUUUUUAUUUCCCGAACAUUCACUUUCAGAAAAAAAAACGUUUCACGUCUCGAUUCUUGCAGUCCGUGUUCAUUAUUUUAACGACGGAUUGAAAUAAUGUGCUGUAUUUCAUUGCAUGCCAUUUAUUUUUCAAUCUUUAACACGCAUGCAAAUUUAAUAAUAUGUCGUGGCUAUAUAGAGUACUCUACACGCCCGACGUGGAAUAAAAGCAUUUAUUUCUACUGAAAUUCAAUAAAACAAAAUUGUCAAAAAAAAAAUUUUAUGCACAAGUUUGCCCGGUGAAAAUGUAUACUGAAUAUUUACCACUCCAGUGUAUUCGCCAGCUUUUUUGUGAGGACAACAUUGAAUACAAUUAUUGUUCGCAA